This is a messenger RNA of Sphaeroforma arctica JP610, 348 nucleotides long. RefSeq lists its product as hypothetical. NCBI's taxonomy places the organism in Eukaryota, Ichthyosporea, Ichthyophonida. Gene Ontology annotation, cellular component: endoplasmic reticulum; cytosol. The record is from RefSeq and is a predicted model, not a curated record. The transcript has a single exon. Bases 1 to 348 code for a protein of 115 amino acids.
AUGCGCGUCUCACCUAUACCAAUAUGUUUAACAAGCCGUGGUUCUAUUCUAACCGUAACUGAUUCUACUCUAAUUUAUGCACCAGUAUAUCCAGACGGACGGGUGUGCAUAUCCAUCCUACACCCACCAGGCGACGAUCCGAUGGGUUACGAACUCAGUAGUGAACGUUGGUCACCCGUGCAGUCGGUAGAGAAAAUACUGCUGAGUGUCGUGAGCAUGUUGUCGGAGCCCAAUGACGAGAGUGGUGCUAAUAUUGAUGCAUCGGUAGGUGACCGUUUACGCGUUCGUUGCCAUGUCAACCGUUUUGUAUGUGAUUUUAGCGUGGCGAUGAAAUUCGUACGAGCAUAG